Mycena citricolor is the source of this 2851-nucleotide messenger RNA. NCBI's taxonomy places the organism in Eukaryota, Fungi, Basidiomycota, Agaricomycetes, Agaricales, Mycenaceae. The record is from the annotation of a GenBank genome assembly.
UCAUAUUCGUGCAAUUCCGUGGACUCCUCAGCUGGUGACAAGCUCGGCAUAGUGUUGCAAUGAGUGCCAGACCAUGCUUUGGCCUUGGACCAUAAGUUUUGACAGGGUCAGAUCAUUAAUCGUUCUUCUCAUCCUUCCAGCAUUGUCCCAAGACAGACAACGUCUCAUACUCUGCGUUUCCCACGCGCUGCAGUGUUGUCUUUGUGAUCGUCCUAGAUGGGAUUCGGAGAAUAUGAGAAUGUGCAACAACUUAUAGAGGAGCUCUCGCUGCGAGCCGAUGGGGAAUCUGUGGCUUCUGAGAUUGAAGUACUCCAGUCUAUAUACGGAGACGAUGCGGUCCAGCUUUGGAAGCCAACAACUUCCACCAAACCCGACUCUAGUAUGACCCGAUACGAGGUCGCACUGAGUCUGCCGUCGCCGCAUGACGAGAUCUCCAUCCGUAUCCUGGUUUCGCUUCCAGCGACCUACCCCGCGGAAAGCCCGCCACAGUUACAACUUCUAUCACGUUACGUGGGAGCUUUCGGGGCGGACGCUACUCUUUUCGGAGAGAUUCUACGUACUUUCAUCUCUUCGGCGCGUGGGGUAGAAUGGUCACCGGGAACGGUCUGUGUUUUUGAUGGUCUUCAGAAUGUGUUGGACCGCUGCGAAGCCUGGUACGGCGAACACCUCAGCGCCGAAGCAGCCGGAGAACUGUCGCGAUCGGAAGCUCACCCUGAACGGCCGAACAUCGUGCAGGAAGACCCGCAUGUCAACGACUCAUCUCUCCCUCCACCCGUCCAGCCUCUCCCGCAAGGCAUGCAGAUGUAUGUCGCAGAGCCAAUCGUGGAUAGGAAAAGCUCGUUCGUUGGACGUUCUUUCGCCAUCUCGGACCCAUCUCAGGUUCCGCCCAUCUUGGCCCACCUCUCGUCAGAUCGAAGAAUUGCACGAGCUGCACAUCCUGUCAUCAACGCGUGGCGAUGCCAGGUCGGAAACCUGCUGCACCAAGACAACGAUGAUGAUGGAGAAACAGCUGCAGGCGGGCGACUGGCACAUCUUCUACACAUUCUGGAAGUCGAUAAUGUCCUGGUCGUUGUGACCCGCUACUUCGGCGGCAUCCAUCUGGGGCCAGAUCGUUUCAAGCACAUCAAUCAAGCCGCCCGCAAUGCACUGGAAUUGGGAGGCUUCCUCGAUGGCCCACGAACGACGACAAGCAAGGGACGACAUAGAUGAUCUUCUCAAUGGGCGAGGGGCAGUCAGAACUAGGAAAACAGUAGAAUAUCUAAUAGUCUACGUCGUAGAUGGGGUGAAUGUAUGUCUAUCCGUAGUAUACAUAUGCGAGUGAAUAAAAAUUGUCCGAAUGAACAGGAUAGCAAGGAGAAAUGGAAAUAGAAGGAAAUCAAGCCUGCGCUUGGACCGUCCGAGUUCGGCUUUUGCUUCGUGCGCGACUGCGAGAACGUUUCCACCAUUUGUUCGAACCUUCAUCCGCCACAGGAGUUGGUGUACUAUGGCUCGGAGAGAUUGAACUCCGUUGAGUAGGGUCGAUACUGAGAAACGAGAGUGUCGUCGAGUAAGACGGAGUGGUGCCCUCAGGUACCAAUCGCGUGAAAGGAGUGACCAGAUGCUCAUCUCGCACUGGCACCGGAUUGAAAAGGGCUUCGAUGAGAGCCGCUGUCGAGAGUGGACUUCUGGCGUCCGGAAGGGCGCGAAUGUCGAACGUCGGCCUAAUUGUUUGCGAGGUGUGAUGGAUCGGAGCGUACAGAUUCAAAGCUCUUGGACGUGUCCUGAAAACAUCAUCCUGGGUGGAUAGUAGAGAUGAUAAGCCGGCAAGGAUCUCGCCUCGUGGUAGAGGCGGCGCGGUGAAGAAUGGUGGAGAGCCUACAGGCUCGACAUGAACAGAUAAUCUAAGCGUCGCGUUGGUUUUGCUCUCUCGGAGAAGAUACCGGCGCGUCACUGUCCCCUUCAUCUCUCCCGGUGAUGCAAGAUUACUGUCAGAGUACUCUGCAAGAUUGAGCUCGAGGACGCCGAGGCACGGAUUCUUAGGCGCGUCCAGGUCGCCGACGAUGACACGUUGUAAUACAGAAAGCUUGAACGGAUGAGGGAGCAGCUCGUGUGUUUCCCGGUCGAUCGACAUCUGCACGACAGUCGACAGCGAUUGCUCCCAGGUCACAGAGUGGUCGCGCAGCGCCAGCCAGGGCGUCUGUCCUCGUGUGCUAGUUUGAGUUUCGUAAGAUUCUGAAGUAAAUUUGGCGUCCUCCGUGGAAGGACCCGCUGAGUCUCCACUCCCGAAACUCUCCUCGUCACCAUGGACUUCCUGCUCCAGCCCUGCAGUUUCAUGGCCCUUCAAUUUUCGGAUGUUCUUGAAUCUCCAACGAACCCCAAAUUCCCCGCUGACCAGAGGAACACUGGCCAACUGGUGGAUGAUGAUGCGAACUUGGAAAAGAGCGUGGCGGGGGAUUAGCUGCCCGAGCUUGAGCACUGAGGAGGAGGAGGCGACCUGGUCGCCAGACGAGUCGGCCAUUGUCACUGGGGAAAGGAAGAGCUGCAGUGGAUGAAAGGAGGCAUUGCCAUUUGGCGUUCAAAAGCAAGCUGGUGUCAGCGCGCAGCCGUCAUCCUGUCAGCCAAAUGGGAAAGGGCCGUUGAUGUGGCGGUGCCUUGGUGCUCUCAUAAUUCCGCGCUCUCAGGGCUGGUCCAUGUCCACUCUUAUUGGACAUUUUGUCUUCGUACUGUUUGCUGGAAUGUCUUUCGUUCCUUUCUUACUUAUGCUUGCAUCUGUCUGGAAUCGGCUUCCGAUAGUUUGUAUCACCGUGUCAACAUAUCAUGACGGAGGCUGAGGGAUGCGACACAACUCUCGAGACGGUUCACGACGCAAUUG